Molecule: messenger RNA, 2379 nt
Organism: Hermetia illucens (black soldier fly)
Lineage: Eukaryota; Metazoa; Arthropoda; Insecta; Diptera; Stratiomyidae
Product: folate transporter 1-like
Exons: 7
Coding region: 96-2309 (737 amino acids)
Biological process (GO): vitamin transport; transmembrane transport
Cellular component (GO): plasma membrane
Molecular function (GO): vitamin transmembrane transporter activity
Source: RefSeq, a predicted model, not a curated record
UUAAACGGAAAUGUCAUUCCCAAAAAUUCAAAUCCUCUAUAAUAAUUCGCCAUGUCAAAAUUUUAAAAUGGGUGUUAGUUUUGUAUUGGUUUUUAAUGAUAGAUUCUUUUGUGGGAUUUUUUAAUCGGAUGGAAAAAUGGGCCCAGCUUUGUUUGCUGCUGUGUAUCUACGGUUUCUUCCGUGAAUUACGACCAUCUGAUAGGUUUGACGUUGAAUUCUUUGUUGGACCAGAUUGGAACAAGGAUCUCAACGUCACCAAUCAAUAUGUGUAUCCAGCGCAAACGGUCAGCCGAAUGGUUGCAACUUUUAUUUUCAGCUUCAUAACGGAUGCAGUCAAAUACAAUCCAAUCAUCAUAACAGGUGCUUUACUUGGUGGUGCUGUUUGGUGCUUAUACUUAUGGGCCGGUGAUUUAUAUAUAAUGUUAAUGAUUAUCCAAAUUUUGCAUGGAACUUACUUAUCGGCUGAAAUUGCUUAUUAUACGUACAUCUAUGCUAAGGUCGAAAAAGAGCAUUUCUUUAAUGUAUCAAUUUACACUAGAGCAGCGGAAUUGUCAUCUCAAUUCCUGGCACACUCCAUAGGACAAAUUUUAAUUUCAACGAACGCUUGGACCGUACGGGGUUUGAACUAUGUAACAUUGGCAGCCCAAGUCGCAUCCCUGUUUGUUGCCGUUAUCCUCCCACGAGUGACCCGUCCCUUGUACUACGAUAAAGUCAUCUCCGGUGCAGCUGUAGCAGAUGCUGCUGGGGCCGUUGCUGAUGCUGCCGUUCAAACAGUGGAAAAAGCUGCUAAGAUUGCUGUAGAAGCUGCCGUUCAGACUGCAAUUGAAGCGGCAGUUGAUGCUGCAACCGAAACUACCAGAGAACCAUGGGAAGCAGAAUCUCCAAGGCAAACUGAGGACAGUAGUGAUUAUACGGAGGUUGACAUUGACGAGGAAACUGACAGUGGGUAUACUGAAACCGACACUUAUGACGAGGAAACCAGCGAUGCAAUGGUUGAUAGACUAAGAAAGAUGAAAUCUCGCAAGGAAGGUUCAAAUGUUCAACAACGCACAGUGAAAACACAAACCCGAAAACCAGAGGCAAGGGCAGGACUCAGUGUCGACUACAUAAAAAGGAAAAUAGUUGACGCCUUAGAUGUAAAAAAACUGCUAGCGGAAAUGAAUGUCCGCGCUGAUAAUAAGUUAAAAUAUGAAGCAGUUCAAGAUGACAGUGCACGUAGUAAUCAGGUGUCUCAGCUCAUAGACGUGGAAGCAGGAGCAGGUUGGAAGAUGAGCGACAGAAGCAGAACAUCAAGAUUUGAAGUCCGUAAUGAAUCUCAAAACCCGGAGGAUAAACUUAAAGAAGGAAGUGAGCCGGUAGAACACCAAACUGAAGACAACGAAAACAAAACUGACAAAGCAACAGAAGGAAGUGGGGAGGAAAGUGACAGAAGUGCUGAGCAAUUGAGAAAUGAAUCCGAAGGUGAAGAGCAUUCCAAACGGAGUAUUAAAAGCCAGAGUUCAAAUUCGACAACUGAUCGGACGAAAAAUCAGGGGGUAGAACUAAGGGAUGAUAUAAAAGGCAAAAUAACUGAUAAGAUACAAGAUAAAGUUGGAACCGCUAUCGGUGCCAAAGAAAACCUUCCAGUUUUUCGUCUUUUUAAACCGGUGAAAAAGAUGGCUAUGUUUUUCUUAAGGUCUUACAAAGAUAGAUUUAUCUUUAAGUGGAGCCUCUGGUGGGCGCUCGCAUCCUGUGGAUUCAUGUUGAUUCAUCAUAACAUCAAAAUUAUGUGGCGGACAAUCGAUCCGGAUCAGAAGCAAGUUUAUAACGGUGCGGCGGAAGCUAUGAUAGCAAUAGUCUCGUGCGGUGCAACACUUUCAGUGGAAUUUCUAAGGAAGCAUCCAUUUCCCAAUGAAUCCGAAGUCUGGAUCUUAUCAGUAGGUGCUCUGAUUGAAAGCACCUUCGUCCUUGGAAUGGCAGUUGCUACUAAUAUCUGGACCUCAUAUGCGAUGUACAUAUUGUUCGGGGCUUUGUAUAGUUUCCUGGUUACAUAUGCUAGUGCCGUUGUUGCCAAAGCCCUAAUGGAUCGAACAUAUGGGUUGAUCUUUGGUUUCAACAUGUUCGCAGCUCUAGUAGUCCAUACGGUAGUAACCAUCAUCGUGAUAUCUGGAAAGGUGCUUCACUUGGAAAUCCGUGGCCAGUUUUCCUUCUUUGCCGGUUAUUUUGGAUUGAUAUCUGGGAUCUAUGGGAUGUCUGGCAUUAUAAAAAUACCGUGGAUCGAUGAGAAGUUAAAAAAUAUCAAAAUAACUCAGACUAAUCGAAGGGCUUAGGCAAGGCUUAUUUUCACUUUUACAGAUAAACUUUAUAACAAAUCUUUUCGCCAGAAUUUUACGUAGGAAA